This is a messenger RNA of Bactrocera latifrons, 1478 nucleotides long. RefSeq lists its product as uncharacterized. Bases 37 to 999 code for a protein of 320 amino acids. The transcript is spliced from 2 exons. Lineage: Eukaryota; Metazoa; Arthropoda; Insecta; Diptera; Tephritidae. The record is from RefSeq and is a predicted model, not a curated record.
UAUUCGUUGUGCUGCGGUGUGAAAAACUGUCCAGAAAUGUUGUGCCUAAAGACCGGUGUUAUUUGUUUACUAUUUGCUGCCUGUGUUCUAGCUGAAGCGCCAUAUGCCGCAACAGGUUGGCGUCCACUGCGCCCGUUUAACUUGCCUACUGACAACUUGCCUCCACCACGUGAUAUUGAAAAGCAAAGACAACCUCCACAACCCAUAUUUGAUGUAGAACUCAAAAAACAGCGUAUUGAAUAUGUGGGACAAAUACAAGAAAAUAUUUUGAGUUCUCCUAAUGCAUACUUGCCACCAAGAAGGCAGAGCACUGAUUUGGAUUUAAAAGUACAACGCCCACCCUAUCAGAAGCCAGGACCACAAUUCGUUUUGCAAACAGCUGGCUACCGGCCACAAGGGCAACAGAACACACGCAUAUUUCAAAUUUCAAACAGCAGACAACAACCAACAGGAGAACAAGGUUCUCUGCGUCCACAAAAACCUAAACACUUCGCUUUUGGAGUGCAACAACAGUCUACUUUAUCACGACCAGCACAAACYUAUGGGCCACCAAGCAACGGAGGAGAACAAAAAUUUACCAUUAACUACCCGGACGAUAUAGAACCACRUCAAGCGGAUGCUGAAUUGGAGGAAGCAACGCGUAUUGCCAUUGAAGCACUUAAUGCAGCUAAAGACGCAUACAAUCGUCAACUCGAAGCUGAUGCAGUGAAUAGUGAUGAUGGCGCAUCUGAGGCAGAUGUGCAGGAGGUUAACGUUGACGGUACAAAGAAAGCAAGUGUCGGCUACCCCGUCUCRCGUGCGACUCGUGGUCAAUAUUAUGUUUUGGGACCUGAUAAUCGCCUGCAGUUGGUGCGUUUCACAACUACACAAAGUGAGGAGGAAGCUCGAAAGAAUGGUGGUUUCACUGCACAAUUGCAGUAUACGCCUGUAGGUGAAAUUAACGAUCCGAUUUUCAAAUCCAACAGMAACGGGCAAUUGGUGAGAAUUGUUAAAAAAUAAUAGCGUGGUUCACGUUAGAUGCGUACUAUACUAUUGGUUGUAUAAACAUACCUAUAGCAAUAGACCAAAACAUGGUUAAGGUGUAUGUACAGAUGUAAAUAUGUAUGUAAAUGAACAAAUAUAUAUACAUACCUUUUAGAUGUAAUGAUUUKUGUUUGUUUUCUUAUUGGACGAAAUAAAUUCUAAUAAUUUCAUAACCAGACUUCCGCACUUCAUCUUACAACACUUGCAAACACACACACAAAUUAGCAUAAAGGCUUUUGAAAGAACUGGCAAAUGACUGCUGCAAACACCAGUUUCAUUCACUGAAUUGGAAGAACUCACACUUUACACGCAGUAUUUUAUGCACUACAACGACAUUUAUUACCACCUUCAUUUCUAUUAGCUUAAUUUUUAGUAUAAAUAAAAUUAAAUUCAGUWACCGACGCCACCGGAAAGCGGUAAAUUUUUUACUGAGCUAACUGUCAAAAACUGUAAAA